AUGCCAGCUGCUGCAGUGAAGCCAGCUCUGGAGGGCAUGGUGGUGGAGGGAGGGGGCGAAGGAGAGCGCGGCGCGGCCCAGUGGGAAGCCUCAGGGCCGGGCAGAGAGCGGCCGCCUCUCCCUUGCCUGAAAGUCCCCAGGGAGCUGCUGCGGAGCUUCCCCCACUCCAAGCGGGUGGGAUCCUACCUGGUGGGGAAAAUGAUCAACAAGGGCUCUUUUGCCAAGGUGAUGGAGGGGCUGCACAUCGGCACGGGGGAAAAGGUGGCCAUAAAGGUGAUCGACAAGAAGAAGGCACGGCAGGACUCAUACGUGCUGAAGAACAUGAAGAGAGAGCCUCGGAUCCAUCAGAUGGUCCGACACCCUCACAUUGUCGUCCUGCUGGAGACUCUGGAGACAGAGAACAGCUACUACAUGGCCAUGGAGCUCUGUGCCGGAGGAGACCUGAUGGACAGGAUCUGUGAGAGGAAGCGGCUGGAGGAGAGGGAGGUGCGGCGCUACAUCCGACAGAUCCUCUCCGCAGUGGAGCACCUGCACAAACAUGGCAUCGUGCACAGAGAUCUGAAGAUUGAAAACUUCCUCCUAGAUGAGCACAACAACAUAAAGAUUGUAGACUUUGGCCUGAGCAACACUCUGAAGGUAGAGUCUUUGUCUCUGGAGCUUCUCAACACCCAGUGUGGAAGCCCCGCCUACGCCGCCCCUGAGCUGCUCGCUCACAGGAAGUACGGACCCAAAGUGGACGUCUGGUCCGUGGGUGUGAGCAUGUUUGCCAUGCUGACCGGGACCUUGCCCUUCACUGUUGAGCCGUUCAACAUCAAGCAGCUGCACCAGAAGAUGGUCAACGGAGAGAUCAGCAGCAUCCCCAGUGACGUCAGCAAAGGUGCAGUGGGCUUUGUGCUGUCUCUCCUGCAGCCAGACCCAGCAAAGAGACCCAGCAUCAGAGCCGCCAUGGAGGAGAGGUGGAUCAACGAGGGAUAUGCCAAGAAACCACUGAACACACUCUCUCAUAAGAACAGGUUGCGUCCUGAGGAGCUCAACUCGUCUGUAGUGGCUUACAUGACAGAAAACCUGGGCCACUCGCUCUCUGACAUCAUACACACACUCACCACCAACCGGCCCUCUGCCAUCAUGGCCUCCUAUCACCUGCUGCUCAGCAAGAUCAACAGGAGCCAGAAAGGAGCCAAAGCCAGCAAGAAACUAGAGAGCAGUGAGUGGAGUCUUCUCAGUAAGAACACAUGGAGAGAGAGGAACAACACUGGAUCAAAGACUCAGGAGCAGAAUGAGCCAACCACUGAAAAAAACCCUAAGCAGUCCAGCAAGCCUUUGAAGAGCCAACCGCAGGCGACAGAGUGUCAGAACAACAGGAAGAGGCCAGAGGACGCCACCAGAAAGGACCAUAGUGAGGAUGAGGAGAACCGGCCCCCCUCUCCCUCCCUUCCCCAGCUCCCUCGCUCAGCCUCCCCCUCCGUCCCCCCUCGCCUCCCCUCGCCCUCCCCUGCUCCUCUGUCUACAGAGGACGGGAUCACGGAUGAGGAGACUGCCAUCACGCUAGACACCAAGGAGGCGCUGUUUCCUGAGGUAUCUGUGUUUGGAGACAGGGAGCUGGUGCACCUCUCUCCUCCCAAAAGCUCUGCCACCCAGCUAUGUGACUCCGCCCCUUGCCAAGUCCCCAUAACCGCUGAGCCAAUCAGAGAAAGCAGCAUGGCCAGACCCAUCCGACACACACACCUGCUCAGGACGACGCAAUCUGACGGGGCGGCGGACCCUGGAUUGGACUGUUACCAUGACAGCCAUCACCAGGACGACUACCCUCAUCACCUGAGCAUCAACGAGCGCCUGGAGAAGCUGCAGGCUUUCUAUUCCUCCGAGAAAAACGGCAUCUCUCCUAGGAUGCUCCUGGAGGCCGACACGCACACCACACAUUCUUCGGAGCGAGACCACCUGGGCACCAUGGAGACGGCCCAGAUGUCUCCCUCGGCCCCCUUGCCCCGCUUGCGCAAUGUGCACAUGGGGCUUAAGGGCGGAGGAGCUAGGAAAAUGACCUGGGUGGGACUGACCCGACCGGGGCCACCGGGGCUCCUGGUGAACGGGUCCAAGCCUCCCGCCUUCCCCUCCCAGAGACAAAACGCCCACGUCAUCAAGAGCCUCAGGCAGGAGAGGGGGAAGAGAAGAGAGCAGUCUGGAGGAAGAGGAGGAGGAGGAGGAGGAGGGGAGAGAGGGAUGGCAGGAGGAGGUAUGAGUGCGAUGAAGAGGAACUCUGUCCAGUUACGUUCAACCCUCCAGCGUAGGGUGGCGGACCUGAACCUCCCGCUGCUCCCUGCGGCCCUGCAAGGGAAAACAGACAGGAAGAACCAGCUACACAGCAUGGACUACUGA
Molecule: messenger RNA, 2373 nt
Organism: Myripristis murdjan (pinecone soldierfish)
Lineage: Eukaryota; Metazoa; Chordata; Actinopteri; Holocentriformes; Holocentridae
Product: hormonally up-regulated neu tumor-associated kinase
Exons: 11
Coding region: 1-2373 (790 amino acids)
Biological process (GO): intracellular signal transduction; protein phosphorylation
Cellular component (GO): cytoplasm
Molecular function (GO): protein serine/threonine kinase activity; ATP binding
Source: RefSeq, a predicted model, not a curated record